Messenger RNA from Schistosoma spindalis, 1477 nucleotides. The record is from the annotation of a GenBank genome assembly. NCBI's taxonomy places the organism in Eukaryota, Metazoa, Platyhelminthes, Trematoda, Strigeidida, Schistosomatidae.
UCAUUUAUCAAACAUGUAUUCACAUAAUGAAAUUGAAAUUAAACACCCAAUUCAAUUGUUAAAAAACUUAUCACCGGAUUUUUCAAUAAAACAAAAAUGUAAAACAUACAACAAAUUUAUGAGUUCAACUAAUCAAAAUGAAUUAAUUAAUAGUCCGAAAUGUAUUAGUAAUGAUAGUAGCAGCAAUGUCAAUAAUAGACAGUCAUAUUCACAAUCUACAAUCGAUAAAACACAGUUUAUAAUGAAAGAAAAUCAUAGGAAUACAACAUUAUUUCACAAUACAUAUGAUCAUCAUUCUAUUUCUAAUAUAUCUAAUUUAGUUAAAAAUAAUGUAAACAACCUUUCAUAUACUGAUAUAAUGUCCUAUGAAAGUUAUUCACAAGAUCAAUUAAAUAUUAUUCCUAUCAAUGAUCAAAUUGAUGUACAAAUUUCAUUGAAUAAUUUUAAUAAAAAAUAUCAUUCUUUACAAAAUUUAAUACCAACAACUAAACAAAUUCAUAUAGAAAAUUCAACAUAUUCAUUAUCUAAAUUAAAUUAUUCUUCAUUGACUACAAUUCCAUUACAAAUAAAUAUUCAUAGCUUAAAACAAAUGUAUCAAUCUCAGUCAACAUAUGUUAUUGUUUGUGAAUAUCCAGUUAAUUUAUCUAUACGUUAUAUGGGUAAUAAUCAAAUACCAAAUAUUAAUUUUAUUGAAUUAAAUUAUUUAUGGCAUCAUAUUGGAUGGGGUUAUUUAAUUGCUAUAGCUAAUAGAAAUAAUGAAUUAUUUAAUUCAUUUGAAUCCAUUACAUUAAUUUUAUGUCAACCAAUUACAUUUAAACAAUUAUGGAUUGGUUAUAUAGUAUUACCGGAUAUAUUAAAUCAUUUAAAUAAAAUUAAUACAUCAUUAAUAAAUUCUGAUCUUAUUCAAUAUUAUAUUAAACAAAUUCAUAAAAAUUUUAAUGAUCCAUUGUUUCAUACACAUUGUAUUGUGAUAAAAUUAAAUAAAAAUAUUUAUAAUCCAUUACAAAUGAAACAGAAACAAUUCAAAUCUUAUUCAAUAAUAAAAUCAAUUUUUCAUAAAUUUUUUAAUAAAUUUUCUAAAAAUAAAAAAAAUUUAUAUAAAAAACAAUUUACUAGUGAUAAUAAUAUAUUAAUUUAUAAUAAACAAAAUUUUGAAUAUUGUAUAUGUAAAAUUGAAUCAAUGGAAUCAGGAAUUAAUCAUAAAAUUCAUCAACAAUCUAUGAAAUUUUUUUCAGAAUUAGAUAAAUUAAUUAGUAAUUCAAUAGUAUUCCAUUUUCAACCGGAAUCAGAGAAACAGAUAGCAAUCGAAAGGCAAAGACAUAAAUACAAACUGGAACUAUUAACAUUACAGUCUGAUACGAAUUCAUCAGAAUGUCUUAGAAAUCAAAUAUCUUUUCCCUGUUUAUUUCGACAUAUUUAUUCACUUAGUAGAGAUGAUUUACAAACAAUGAGAACAAUCUAUGGAUUUGAAGUUUAA